GGUUUUCCUUCUCUUUCCUCACUUCGCUCGCUCGAAUAAAACCCUAAUCUCUCUCUCUCUCUCUCUCUCUCUCUCUCUCUCAUGGCGACGACAGCAGAAGCAGCAAGUUCUCCAUACGAGGGCGGGGUCGGUGGAAAGUUCCGAAGCAGGAAGCCGAACCGCGGCAGGCCAUCGACGCCCUACGACCGGCCUCCAAUCGCUCUCCGAAACCCUAGCGGAAGGAACGGCUGGAUUUCGAAGCUUGUCGAUCCCGCAUCGAGGAUCAUCACCGCCAGCGCCACUAAACUCUUCUCUUCCGUCUUUCGCAAGCGCCUUACCGCUCCUCCCUCAGAUGUGAACCUUGAACCCAGACAUGAGCCACCCAAAGAGAAUCCUUCUUCUGGGGUGGAGGAACAAAGCAGCAAAGAAGGAGAAAACCCAAGCAAUAGUCGUGACAGCACCGACAUUAAUGAACUUGAGCAACUGCUGAAGCAGAAAACUUUUACAAGGGUUGAGUUCAAUCACUUGACAGAACUGCUGCGUUCAAGAACUGUUGAUUUACCUGCGGAUGUUGAAAAUAGAAGUACUGAACCAUUUACAUCCCAACUGGUGGUUACUCACAAGAGACAGGAAAAGGCAGCUAUGCCUGGUCAGGAAAAUGGAGAAGGAAGCAUGUUAUUCACAAGCAUCUCCACACCUGCUGUUGGUUUAAAUGUAGUAAAGCAGGUUCCUGAAGAAGAUGCUUCCCCAACAGAACUUGCAAAAGCGUACAUGGGCUCUAGGCCUUCAAAAGUGUCACCAUCUAAGUUAGGUUUACGGAGUCAAACAUUUUGGGAAGAUCCAACUUCACUUGACCUUGUACCUUUUGCAGCGAAGUCUCCCAGUAUGUCAUUCAUGCCAAGAUCUGCAGGUCGCUAUUCUGGUGUUCGCGGGCUUUCUGAAAGUUGCUACAUUGCUCCUAGGCAACGAGGUAGAUCUGCGAUGUCUAGUGUGUCCCGUACUCCAUAUUCUGGAGUCCGUUCCACAGCUACUGUUAAGGGUAUUGUGCCCGCUGAUGAUGGCUAUGCUGGCCCUUCAACAUCAUCUCACUGGACAGAGGCCAACAGCACACUUUCUGGUGUUAAGCAGGUCCUGAAGAGGAGUAGUUCAGUCUUGGAUAAUGAUUUUGGAUCUGGUGGUCCUAUGCGCAGGAUCCGCCAGAGAUAUAAUAUGAUCUCACCUCCAAAAGAUCAAGUCUCCAUAUCAUCCAUUCAGAAGCCCCUUUUGUUGGACGGACGAAAUUAUAAUACAUCAAACCCUCUGGCAACAGGAAACGGAGAUAACCGAAUUUCUAGUGCAACUUUACCUUCAGUUCCUCCCCAAUCCAGUGAGAUGGCUAGGAAAAUAUUGCAACAGCUUGAUAAGUUGGUGCCUUCUCCCAAAGGGAAGUCAUCUGAACUGGAGGUAGCAAUGGCUAGGGAUAAGUCACCUACUAAGUUGACUCUUAAUAUGUUAAAUGGACGAGCUCUUAGAAGCAUGGAGGAUAUUAACUCACCACAGUUGCAGAAUUUGCCUGGUAAUGAUACUCCCAAUGGUACUCCUAAUGCUUUGAAUGGUACUUGUUUACUAGAUUCCAAUCAUUCUGCUUCUCAAAAGCAAGAUGUUGUUAGAGAAAAUGGCCCUGUGAAGGCUGCCGACGUCGGAGCUAAGUUGGCAUCUAAAGUCGAUGCUGUAAAAAAUGUAGUUCCUGUUAUUGGGUCUGGUGAGAAGCCUGCAGAUUUUGUUGUUUCGGGAUUUGAUGCAAAUACCCCACAAGUUAAACGUGCCUUCCAGAUGAGUGCACCUGACGAUUAUGUGGAUCUGGAUGAUGACAGUUGCAGUGGCAAGGAUGCUUCAGUUCCAAAACCUGCUGAAGAAGAAAAACCACAACCAUCUGUAGUAGAGCACAGGGCUGUUGUUGCUGAAACAGUAACUGUAGAGAAGCCUCCUGUUCCUACUGCAGAAAGUAAGCCUCUUGCAAGUUUUACAUUGAGUAACAGGGUUCCUAGGACUGCGGGAGCUUCUGAUGUGCCUGUUAUUAAUGUAAAAGAUGAUGUUCCUAUCUUCCCCAAGACUCCUGAGUCCAUCACUAUCAGUCCACCAGCUCCAAUUCCGACUGAUCAGUCACCCUCAUUGUUCAAUGGAUCAGUUCCGCUGAAGCACGAAACUGCUGCUCCUGUUUUCAGUUUUGGUCCUAAAAAUGUUGACAAGGUUCCUACUGUGUUUGCCGUUUCUUUGAACACCAGUAGCUUCAGUAAUGCUUCGGGCCUGAAAUCAGAUGCUAAUUUGGAUUCAAAAUUGGAGACAUUGAGCAGCAACUCCACCGCCGUCGAUGCUUCACUGAAGGCCACAGGUGCAGAAAAACGUGACAAAACUCAGAAGGACGGAGACUUAUAUGGAUCAUUGCAGAAUCCCGUAUCGACAUCAACUACCUCAACCAUCUUCUCUUUUGGUGCUUCGAAAAAUUCAAGUCCAAGCAAUGGUACUUCAACCACUUCAGUAUCUGUUGCCCCAUCAGCUCCCAUUUUUGGUAGUAGCUUGUUGAGCCCAAUUUCUUCCAGCAGCGGGACCACUACAACCAGCAGCAGCAUCCUCACUCCAUCUGUGUCAGCUGCAUCUCCUAUUUUUUCCACAGGGCCUACAUUUUUGUUUACAUCUGGCACAAAAGAAGCAGCAGCAGUUGCUCCUUCCAAUCCAGUCUCACAACUGUCAACGACUUCUGGCUUAGAAUCGACGGAUUCAGAACCAAAGCCCAAGAAGGCAUCACCAUUCAACAUAAGCGCCCCUUCUCUUUCAACAUCAUCAUCCCCUGCAUUCACAAUGACAGGCAAUGACAUUUUUGGUUUCAAUGCUUCCACAUCAUCCAGUACUACGAAUCCAUCAUCUGCCAGCUGCCAGUCUCAGAGCUCUAAUUCUUUUGGCACUGCUAGUGCUGGAUCUUUGUUUGGCAGUACACAGGCAGCUCCAGCUGUAAGUAGCAUCAUUCCUUUUACACAGAGUGCUCCGAGCCAGUGUGGCUCGUCUACUUCCUCUCCUACUUUUGGGUUGAGCAAUUCUGCUUUUAGCUUCGGUAGCUCUCCAUUUGGAUCUUCAGCUCCUGGUGCUAAACUGUUUAGUUCAGGCUCUGGCUUUGGACUGGGUUCUUCAACGUCUCUAUCUACGGGUGGUGGUUCAUUUAGUUCCAGUAGUGGUUCUUUUGCCCCAUCUGGCACGGCUUCUAGUUUGCUGGGUUCUAGUUCUCAAUCAGCCACACCAUCCUUCUUUGGUUCCGGGUUUGGCUCUACAUCCUCUUCUCUGGCAACUGGGUUUUCAUUUGGAGCAUCAGCUGCUGCUACUCCUGCCUCUGGAGGUAGCACACCACUGACUUUUGGUGCUUCGUCGGGGUCCAUGUUCUCAUUCAAUUCGGCAGCUCCUGCUGCUCACACCAUAUCGAGCUCUUUCGCCCCUUCACAGCCUGUGUUUGGAGUAUCGAAUCCGGUCGUUGGUUUUGGAUCAACCUCACCUGGAAAUGAUCAGAUGAAUGAGGACAGCAUGGCAGAGGACACGGUCCAGGCAUCAUCAUUGAUGCCCGUGGUUCCUCCAGUGUUUGGCCAACCGGUGGCUAAUUCACCCCCUCCAAAUUUCAGUUUUGGCUCUCCAGCCAUCACCCCAUCAGCUGGGGUCCCCUCAGCUGGGGUCUUCCAGUUUGGUGGUGGUCAUCAGAAUCUGACUCAGCAAAUGACUUCAUCUCAAUUCCCAGCGACAGGUAGCCUACCUGGUGGAAGCUUCUCCUUAGGUGCUGGAGGCGGUGACAAGGCAAACCGUAGAUUUGUCAGAGUCAGGCGUGAUAAACCAAGGAAGAAAUAGGUACGACACUCCUCCGGUUCAAGUGGCGGAAGAAGAUGUUAGCAAGACUGCCCGCCCGCGGUUCUACAUUGAGGUGAGACGUAGCAGAAGAGAGCCUCUCCUUGGUUGUUUCCAUGAUGAUGUUGCUGUAUUUUCAAAGUAGCAACAACUAGGUUGAGGGGACUGGCAAAUCCAAUCUCUCUCUCUCUCUCUCUCUCUCUCUCUCUCUCUCUCUCGCUUGUAUUCUGUUUCAGUUUGGUCUGCUCUCCUUGUUUGUGGGGGGAACGCUAUAUUGUUGCAAUUUUGGUGAGUGGUUGCAGCUGAAUGUGGCUUUUUGGUUAGUUUGGUAAAGGUGUGCAUGUGGGGGAGUCUGUUUGUCCAUUGUGUAACAUAGACAUCCAAAAAAGAAAAAAGGAAAAAAAGAAGAGGGACCCUUAGUUUUCUGUAAUCUGUGUAGCUGUCAACACCCCCUUUGCAUUUUACGCUCUCUUCCCUUUGUAAUUUGUUGUCUGUAAGCGAGCUGCCAUCGAACAGUUGAAACUUUUGCUUAUUUCAUUCUUCUGGUGUCUAUUUUUAGAUGGAUGCCAAGGUUACUUGUUU
This is a messenger RNA of Magnolia sinica, 4422 nucleotides long. RefSeq names its product nuclear pore complex protein NUP1. Gene Ontology annotation, cellular component: nuclear envelope. The coding region runs from base 82 to 3843 and encodes 1253 amino acids. The record is from RefSeq and is a predicted model, not a curated record. NCBI's taxonomy places the organism in Eukaryota, Viridiplantae, Streptophyta, Magnoliopsida, Magnoliales, Magnoliaceae. The transcript has 8 exons. Gene Ontology annotation, biological process: nuclear membrane organization.